Molecule: messenger RNA, 2800 nt
Organism: Suhomyces tanzawaensis NRRL Y-17324
Lineage: Eukaryota; Fungi; Ascomycota; Pichiomycetes; Serinales; Debaryomycetaceae
Gene: OPT6
Product: Opt6p
Exons: 1
Coding region: 49-2736 (895 amino acids)
Biological process (GO): transmembrane transport
Molecular function (GO): oligopeptide transmembrane transporter activity
Source: RefSeq, a predicted model, not a curated record
CUUGGAAUCAAAUAUGGGAACAACGAUACAUAGGUCUAUAGAUCAGGCAUGGUACGAGAAAGUGAGGGCUAUAUUGAACUUUCAACCCUUUCCAACGAUGGAACUCCAUCCACUUCACAAGGGUACGAAGAUAGAAAUUUGAGCGAGUCUCAAGUCAGGUUAAUUUUAUUGAGAAUUGGACUCAUAAGUGACGACGAUUACAACUCGGCAAGACCAAUAGAUGAUGUGUUUAUCACUCGCCAAGCCGAAUACAUGCUAGAUAGGAUUGACCAAUUGAAUAUCAAAGAUGCCAUAACCAUCCUUAGAGAGGCAUUGGUAGAGCAUAGAGGUGACGUGAAUUUCUUGCUGGAAGACUACAGACUCAUAGAACAACUUGUCAAAUUGAUUCCCAGUGAUUUGGAAGCGAAAGUCCAUGAAAAGAUUCCAGAAGUUCAGUCAGAAGAACAUAUAAAGAAUAGAACAUAUCUCAAUAUCGUGGACUGGAACCUUCAGGUCCGUCUUGAGGCAGCUUUGAUUCAUUUCCAUUCCCCGUACCCUGAAGUAAGGUCAAUUACAGACCCCUACGAUGAUCCACAUACUCCAGUUGAUACAAUCAGAGCAUAUACCAUUGGAUUUGCCUGGACAUUCAUAGGUUCAAUCGUCAACAAUUUCUUUGUGCACAGAAUGCCUUCCAUUUUCUUAGGAGCACAUACUAUUCAAAUUCUACUCUUACCCAGUGGUAAAAUAUGGGAAAAAUAUGUUCCAGAAAAAAUCAUUGAAUUUUGGGGCUACUCAUUCGACCUCAAUCCUGGUCCAUGGACGUAUAAAGAAAUGAUGUUGAGUACAAUUAUCUAUCUGUGUUCAGCGGGAACACCUUAUCUGGUCUAUAAUAUUUUCGUCAUGAAAUUAGACAGAUUUUAUGGGUUGAAAUGGGUGACAUUGACAUAUCAAAUCUUGUUGAUGGUAUCCACUCAAUUUUUGGGUUUUGGUUUUGCCUUACUCAUGAAAAAGGUCUGUAUAUAUCCAAGUAAGGCAUUGUGGCCAACAACUUUACCAACCAUUGCUUUGAACCGGGCGUUAAUGAAAGAAGAUACUUCAAAUAACUCCAUAUAUGGCUGGAAAAUAUCAAGGUACUCCUUCUUCUAUUUGGUGUUCAUUGGAAGUUUCAUUUACAAUUGGAUCCCUUCAUUCUUCUUCAAAGCUCUUUCCACAUUCAACUGGCCAACCUGGUUCAAUCCUGACCUGAUUCAUCUCAAUAAUAUCACUGGCUCCCAAAGUGGAUUAGGACUCAAUCCUUUACCAACAUUCGAUUGGAAUGUAAUUGAUACAAGUAGUUGUCUUACCAUCCCAUUUUAUACCUAUGUUAAUCAAUACGUCGGCAUGGUUAUGGGAUUCUUUGUCAUAUUGAUAGUUUACUAUUCAAAUAACAAAUGGACGGCUUAUUUUCCUAUUAAUUCCAACAAAUUGUUCAAUAAUAAAGGAGAAAUCUACAAGGUUCAUGAAAUUUUGGAUGAGAAUAAUGCGUUUGACAAUAAGAAGUAUUUGGAGGUGGGGCCACCUUAUUUCAGUGCAGCUAAUUUGGUUCUCUAUGGGGCUUACUUUGCAUUAUAUCCAUUUGCUAUAUUGUAUAAUUUCGCUACAGAAUGGGAUUCCAUGAAAACAAGUUUCGUGAAUAUCUGGACUAGUAUUACAGACUCCUUCAAGCCAGCCCUGGAAAAGCACAGCACCUAUGGAAGAUAUUCGGAGGAUCCACACUGUAAGAUGAUGUCAAAGUAUGAAGAUGUGCCUGAUUGGUGGUUUCUUCUGAUAUUGCUUACUAGUACAUUAUUUGCGGUAAUUUGUGUACUGUUCUAUCCAACAGAAACACCAAUUUGGGGAGUCUUCUUCACCAUUUUGAUUAACUUCAUUUUUUUGAUCCCUAUCACAUCCAUUGCUUCUGUGACUGGAUAUUCUUUUGGACUUAAUGUGUUGGUAGAAUUGAUAGUUGGGUAUGCUAUACCGAAUUCUGGAAUUGCUUUGAUUACUUUGAAAGGAUACGGAUAUAAUAUUGAUAGUCAAGCAAGUAACUACAUCACCGAUCAAAAACUUGCCCAUUAUUCAAAGAUUCCACCGAAGGCCAUUUUCAAGGGCCAGUUAUUUUCAACGAUGAUAAGCGUGGUUGUUGCCUUGGCCAUUGCAAAUUGGCAACUAGAGAAUGUUCCUGACAUUUGUGAUUCACAUCAAAAAGAUAAACUCAAGUGUCCUGGGGCCAACACGUUUUUCUUCUCCAGUAUCCAGUACGGAGAAAUUGGACCUGCUAAAGUAUUCAGUGGAUUAUAUCCCGUAUUGAAGUGGUGCUUCCUAUUAGGUGCACUUUUGGUAAUUCCAUGUGCUUGGUUCAAAAAGAAUGGUCCCCCAAAACUCACCCGUUAUUUCCAACCAACUAUCAUUCUCGGAGGCUUUUUGUUCUAUGCUCCAUACAACAUUCUGUACUUUACAGUUGGGUUGUAUUUCUCAUACUUCUUCAUGUAUUAUGUCAAGAAGAAUUAUAUUUUAUGGUGGGAAAAGUAUAACUAUAUCUUGACCAGUGGUCUUUCUGCAGGUGUUGCAUUCAGUGCAUUGGUCAUCUUCUUCACUGUCCAAUACCAUCAGCACAAGAUAGACUGGUGGGGAAAUACAAUUAUUGAUAUGGGAUAUGAGGGUGCACUGGGAACAUGGCUCAAAGCUAAAGAUGCUCCGGAUGGUUACAUUGGGUUAAGGAAAGGUCAGUUUCCAUGAAAUAAUUCAGCCGCAGCGUAGAUUCGUUGUAUUAAAUUGUAUAGAUUACAAAUGACGAAAGAAU